CCAAGCCCGGCCCGUUCGCACGGCCGCCGCAGCCGCGUAGUAAACUCAGUAAUUAGGCGUCCUAUAUCGCGAGCGUAAUCAAUUUGUCCGCGUUGAUAAACCCCCCGGUUUUUUCCUCAGAGUGUACGCUCGCCGUCGGUAUUUUCAGGGGGUUGUAGGCUUUUUGUAAAGAGUGUGGGGUGUGUUAGCGGUUUAAGGCGCCCCGGCAACGUGUCAGACAGAGACGCCGUGCAGAAGUGGGGGAGCGGUGCGGAGAACCCAGUUCACUCAGUCGGCUGUGAAACGUCUCGAUGACGGUAGGUAAAGCAAAUAUAGCGCCGUGUUGAACGAAAGGAAACAUCCGCAUUUCUUCAUUGAUCAACACCCUGUGUCUUCAUCCCGAUUUGCCCUGGAUUCAUCGACCCCUUUUUGGAUAAUAUGCGGUGCUUUUGUGUGGUUCAGUGGAUCGAUUAGUGUCCAGUGUUAGUGUUUGCAGUGGAUUACCAGGAUUACGCCAGCGAGGACUUUUUGGAUUACAGUGCACAUUUUAGGAGGCAGAGAACAUUUCGGACUGUCGGUUAUACGAGCUAUGAGUUGCUGACGGAACAUGUACCCAAGUGCAGGAAUGAACGCUGCGGCGGCAGCUGCUGUGGCGGCUGCCCGACAUCCGGGUCCACCGCAGCCUGGUCAGCCUUUCAAAUUCACUGUGGCCGAGUCUUGUGAUCGAAUAAAGGAGGAAUUUAAUUUUUUACAAGCACAAUAUCAUAGCCUUAAAUUGGACUGUGAGAAAUUGGCCAGUGAAAAGAUUGAAAUUCAACGACACUACGUUAUGUACUAUGAAAUGUCUUAUGGAUUGAACGUGGAAAUGCACAAACAGACUGAAAUAGCAAAAAGACUGAAUGCUAUCAUAGCACAAAUCAUACCUUUCUUGUCACAAGAACAUCAGCAACAAGUGGCUACCGCUGUUGAAAGAGCGAAGCAAGUUACAAUGACUGAGCUGAAUGCCAUAAUCGGGCAACAGAGACCCGACCUGCCUCGUUUGCUACAACAGAUGCAUGCUCAGCUACCAGCGCACGCUGCGCCCCCAAUUCCUAUGAUGCCCCAUCCGAGCUUAGGGGGUGCACCCCCCAGCUCGGCUGCCGGAAUUUUGGGGCUAUCGGGGGCGAUGCCCGCCCAACAUUCGCUCAGCAUGUUGGCAGCGAAACCCGACCUACACAGAUCGGACGACGUCAAAUCGAAUAGUGGAAUGAACUCAAAUGAAGAGCGACAUAGAAAUUCGAUAUCGCCGGCCGAGCGCGAAAAGUACAGGCCCAGAACGCCCCAGGAACCCACCGAAUUGAAAAAGCUGAAGAAGGAGGAAAAGGAUCUCGGUCACCAUAGCGAUGGCGAGAAAAGCGACCAAGACCUGGUGGUGGACGACGCAUCAGAGGACCCAAUCUCCCCAGCCAAUGGGACCGUUUCACCGCGCGAAAACGGAAUCGACAAACUCCCGAAGAAAGAGCAUCCGGGCCCGCACAGCCCUCGGUCAGGGACGUCGAGUAACGCAUCGACUCCGUCCACGAAAAAAAUGGACGAGAAACCACCGACGCCGAUCUCCAAGUCGGUCACUCCCACAUCAGUGGCAGGUUCAUCUUCAGGUUCCAGCGGACUGAAACCGGUGGUGAAACCGCCAGCUAUGGGCCAGUACCCUCCCUACUUGGGCAUGCCGAAUGGCGCUCCUCCGCAUGAACUGCAAGCUGCUGCAGCUGCAGCAGCCGCCGCUGGUGCAGGUUACGGCGCUCUACACAACAAUCUACCACCCGCGCUAAAUAAUUAUCCGAGGCCUCCCAUUCAAGUUGGAUAUGACCCGCAUUCACAGAUGAGGGCUCCCGUUGUUCCAGGACUGGGUGGUAUACCUGGUGGAAAACCGGCAUACUCGUUUCACGUGAGCGCCGACGGUCAGAUGCAGCCAGUACCAUUUCCUCCAGAUGCAUUAACAGGGCCUGGAAUACCGCGACAUGCCCGACAAAUCAACACUUUGAAUCAUGGUGAAGUUGUAUGUGCAGUUACCAUUUCGAAUCCUACCAAGUACGUGUACACCGGAGGAAAAGGAUGCGUGAAGGUAUGGGACAUCAGCCAACCAGGUUCGAAAAGCCCCGUAUCUCAAUUGGAUUGUUUGCAAAGAGACAACUACAUUCGCAGCGUCAAACUGCUACCUGAUGGACGCACUCUGAUCGUAGGGGGAGAGGCGAGUAAUCUGUCCAUUUGGGACUUGGCCAGCCCGACGCCUAGAAUUAAGGCUGAAUUAACGUCUAGCGCUCCCGCGUGUUACGCAUUGGCUAUAAGUCCAGAUUCCAAGGUGUGCUUUAGUUGCUGUUCAGAUGGGAAUAUAGCGGUCUGGGAUUUGCACAAUCAAACGUUAGUACGCCAAUUCCAGGGGCAUACCGAUGGGGCUUCUUGUAUAGACAUUUCUGCUGAUGGAACAAAGCUUUGGACAGGAGGCUUGGACAACACAGUGCGAAGCUGGGAUCUGCGAGAAGGCAGACAGCUUCAGCAACACGACUUCAGCUCCCAAAUUUUCUCAUUGGGCUAUUGCCCGACUGGCGAAUGGUUAGCCGUUGGUAUGGAGAAUUCCAACGUGGAAGUUCUGCACGCCAACAAGCCAGACAAAUACCAGCUGCAUCUGCAUGAAAGUUGCGUUCUGAGUCUACGAUUUGCGGCAUGCGGCAAGUGGUUUGUAUCGACGGGUAAAGACAAUUUGCUGAAUGCUUGGAGGACGCCCUACGGAGCCAGUAUAUUCCAGUCCAAGGAGUCAUCCAGCGUGCUGAGCUGCGACAUAUCCGCUGAUGAUAAAUACAUCGUGACCGGCUCAGGGGAUAAAAAGGCCACUGUUUACGAGGUGAUAUUUUAGAAGGCGUCCGAAUCGGUGCCGAACAGUUGAAGACAUUUUCUUGCGUUCACUACUUCUUUCCGCGAUUUUUCUUAAACAUUGUGAUAACUAUGUGUAAUAAAUAAUUAAAUAUUGUAGCAGAAAGAGGACCGGCUAAUGGGCGGGGUCGGCCGGGUUUCGCGAACCUGGCCCGACCCAAUGGCCUUUGAACAAUGAUCUUUGAUUUUGUAGCGUGAUCUCUCGUCAAAUAUGUGGUUAUACAUGAAUUGAAUUGGUAUGGAUCGAAGGGCUUCAAAGGGCGAAAGAAUAUUUUUCAAUUGAUUUUGUAAAUAUUAGAUAGGGAAAGGAACUUUGUUUUUAUGCAAACAGAGCCGUCCAAGAUCGUCAAGCGGGGCGCGGUACUUAAAUGCUGUUUCAGCAACGCUGAAGAACGGCCGCUUCACGCUAUUGGACUGGCGGAAUUUUAGUUUAUUUUAAGUCUAGUUAUGUCUUAUAGUGCGACGUUAAAUGAGAAACAAAGACGUUGGAGGUUCUUUUGCUAAGUGCUGGAGUCAAAUCUAUGCUGGAUCUAUUGCGGACCACUGAAGAUCUAUGGAAUUUUACCCCAAAGAGUUCGGCAUAUAUUUUCGAGCACAGCACUAAAAAUGGUACAUGCAGUCAAUGACAAUGUCUAGGGAAAUUUUGGCCAAUUUCUUUCAACCAAGACACGCACGUGGUCUUCUUAACUACUUAAUUCUAGGACUUCUUCUUCUUCUUCUUCUUCUUACUUCUAAUAAGGAAAGGUCUUUCUGGGAUGGGCAACGUAUCGCAAGAGCGAGUGAGACGUGUGUUUUUUUACAUCAAAAUGAUUAUAAAAGGACUUCGGAAACGUAUUAACAGGAUAAAAUACAGGAAAUCGCUUACAAUCGGUGAUCUAAAAAAUUAAAAGAUUCGAAUGGUAGAACUGAAUUUGGAAUUUAAUUCUCACUCGUUCGCAAUGCAAAUCAAAACUGCGUAUUAUUUCACUCAUUCGACCAACACACGCAAGGUUAUUCUACGAACGCUACGAUUUUCAUAAUUUCAAUCAAGUUCUUGCUGUACGGUACGUUUGCACUUUUAAACAGUUGAGUUUGUUGAAAAAAAUUGUAAGGCAUUUGCGGCUUAAAAGUGCCUGAGCAAUGCGCUCUUAAGCUGUAUAACACAUUGUGUUUCCAGCAUUAAAUCCAAACAACUGCAAACUCUUCACGUAAUUUGGAAAACCAACGUAAUAACAACUCUGAUAAACGCCCAAAAAAGUCGAACUUUUGAGACAAAACGCGAACACAAAUUCUAACAUGUUCAAGAAAGCUAUUAAUGAAGGAAAUAUUAUAAUGUUAUUGUUCACGGCUUUCUAAAAUAUGCAUAUAAGUUGAAUAAUAUGACCCUGAUUAAAAACUGUUCAUUUUUGGUUUUUCUAUAAAUAACAUAAAAACAACAUUAGCGACUAAAUUGAUUCAGCCGAGAAUCAGAAGAACGUAAAUCCUUCGUUUUUGUUGUUCUUUAAAUUCAGUUUUUAGUUUCAAAACAAGCUUUUUUGGUGACAAACAUCGCAAUCCCUAAGUUGCGGUUGUAGGGUAAAACUUUGCAAACUGCCCUGUACUUUAUCCAAAGGAGAACGCAACAAAAUAUACAGGGUGGUUCAAACACGCGAUUUUGUCUGGGUCACAAGCAAACACAGGGACAGGUUAUUGGUCCACUCUAGCUGGUUUUAGCUCGCAAGUUAAACCAGUUAAUGAGGACUGAUAGAUUCGAAACCAGUCCUAUAGUACUUAAAAACUUGCAUUGGGCCAAAAUUUGACUAACACUCGCCGGCAUGUACUUGGGUUAAUUGAAAUUUCGCUUUCAGAUUUUAGAAAAGUACAUCUCCAUAGUUUUCGUACAGCCUUGUAAAUAAUAGUCUAGUUUUAAUGUUUCUAGCGCGUUGUUUUCUUUUUGUUAUUUAAUAUUUAGCGAAAUAAAAGGAAGUAAAGAAACAAAAAGCAAAAAGUUGUAAAUCGUCUUUAUAUUUGUAAUUAUCGCCCUCUCGGGCCGCUAGUUUUUAAGGUAAAUUUUUAGGAUUAAUCUGAUUGUUGCCUGUCUGUCGCACCCUUCACAAACACUCACCCAACCCGUUAAAUCAUGUUCUAGAAACGUGUCUGUUCGGGUGAAUGCGCUAGUGGUCAACUUGAACAGAUUUUGCGUCUAGCGUUCCUCACUUUACGUGCUUUGUAAUUUCGUUAAAACCGGGAAUUUGUUCAAAUUUAGCGAAAAGGGCAGCUCGUUUUAAAUUCGAAUAUGUUCUUCAACGUUUUAUAUUUUUUUAUGUAACACUUAUUAUUAAUUACUUAUAUAUUUUAGGACUGCUGAGGCCCUGACCUGAAACAAACACAGUUGCAAGUGAAAAAUUUGAUUUAUUUAAUGCGAAUGUUUAUUUAAUUUGAGUUAUUUUAUCAACGACUUGGAAAACCCUCAAAUUUAAAAUGAGCUCUUCUCCGCAACAAUGUUGAGUCAGUGUCCAUGUUGUUUUUCAACCGGAAGUUGAAUUUGAUUUUUUUUAAGCUGUGGUCGUUUUGAUUUGCUUCAGACUAUUCCGGUUGGCGAAAAGCUGGAUCUGAAUGCGUCUAAUAGACCAACAUUAUACAUAUACCUCAAACGACACAACUUACAAUAGACCCAAAUGAAUGUAUUUUUGUCAUGUGGGAAAAGAAUAAAUUCUUGUUACUUCC
Molecule: messenger RNA, 5571 nt
Organism: Dendroctonus ponderosae (mountain pine beetle)
Lineage: Eukaryota; Metazoa; Arthropoda; Insecta; Coleoptera; Curculionidae
Product: transducin-like enhancer protein 4
Exons: 16
Coding region: 587-2869 (760 amino acids)
Biological process (GO): negative regulation of canonical Wnt signaling pathway; regulation of DNA-templated transcription
Cellular component (GO): nucleus; transcription regulator complex
Molecular function (GO): transcription corepressor activity; protein binding
Source: RefSeq, a predicted model, not a curated record